GCAACCAGAACAAUUCUAACAAGCUUUUCAGUGACAAAGCCAUGCCGCUCUUUGGAAACACAUUCAGUCCAAAGAAAACCCCACCCAGGAAAUCAGCCUCACUUUCCAAUUUGCACACGCUGGAUAGAUCAAGCCGGGAGAUUGAGCUAGGCCUGGAGUAUGGCACUCCUGUCAUGACCCUUACUGGACAGAGCAUGAGGUUUGAGAAUGGCCAGUGGAUAGCAGAAUCAUUUGGGGACACUGGGGACCGCAGGGAGACAAACCGCCUUCGGAAACGGAUCCAGCAGCUGGAGGAAGAGAACAAUCUCCUACAGCUGAAAAUAGACAUUUUGUUGGAUAUGCUCUCUGAGACGACUGCAGAGUCUCACCUCAUGCAGAAAGAGAUGGAGGAACUGAAAAAUUAUAGCCGAAAGAGGAAGUGAACUGGAUGUGAAGGCCUCUAGGAGGUAGAAGAGGGAAGAGUGAGAAGAUAUGGUUAAAGCCAUCCACUGCAAGAAACUUAGGAAGACACACCAGCCUUGGAAGACAUUUGUUGUUGUGACCUCACGUUACUCUGGCUGGAUAUCUAGCCAGGACUCCAAAUGUGAAAUACUAUUAAGUUCUACAGUGCUGUCAGAAAGCAUCUAUCCUACUUUUCUUCUUCCCUAAUGGAGCUUCUAUCCAAGUACUCUUAACAUAUUUCCGCAAUACACAUUUAAUCUAAUCAGUAGCAAGUAGUGGUUUGCAGUUAAUAAGCAUCUCUUCCCACCCACCCAAGAAGGCAAUCAAGAUCAUGGGGUGUGGGGAGAGCAAAGGAAAAGGGAGAGAACUGCUUGCAACAAAUACCUACAUACUCUUGCUUUCUCUCUCUUAACAUCUGUUUCAGAAAUGCUUUUCAAUUGGCUUAACCUUUGGGACGCAGAAUUCUCUGGAAAAAUAAGGUCCUGAACUUGAGCCAGUGAGCUGAUACAGAGACACCAUUGGGGAUAGGCAGCAUCCUGGGCCCUUACCCUUAUAGGCCUGCAAUAUAUGUUAGUGAGGGAAACCUUUGAUAAUCUGAGGUGAAAAUGAACAAUUUGGGAAGUUACAUGUUUCAGUCAGCUCACAAUCAUUCUGAAUAGCAGUGGUCUAUACUCUAAAGCUGACUGACAAACUAUGGGGGGAACCUUUUCAGUGUAGUGGGCCAGAUCCUUAGUUCAUCCACCUGUCAGUCACCUGAUGUCACUGUGUUUUGAGGUGAUCUGUUUUUCCUUUGCAGAGCAGCUUGAGUUCACAGCCACAGUACAGUGGUGUACCAGAAGUAUGAGGCCUUUGUCAUAUAUGUUAUUUCAUCUCUUCCUUUCCCUCGCCAGCGCAGUGAUGUGCUGUAUUGCCUUAUUAGUGUGGCAAAACUCCACAUUGAACAGCUGGUUCUCUUCCAUUUUUAAUCCCUCCCCUUCAUGAUAUAUCACAGUUCUAUAACACUCAGUGAAUUCCAUGUGCAUUCUACCUUUUUCUUUGUCCUGGUAAAAAACAAAUCUUCAGGCAAUUCUUUUUUUACAGCCACCAGUUCCAUUCAGGCCACUGUAAGUUAAAUGUUGAGUUGAAUUGUUGUAUAAAUCUAUUUUUUAUACUUUAAAAUAAAGUCAUUACAGUGUUUCUAUUG
Messenger RNA from Lacerta agilis (Sand lizard), 1624 nucleotides. It is a transcript of the gene CBY1, whose product is annotated as chibby family member 1, beta catenin antagonist. The transcript is spliced from 4 exons. Gene Ontology annotation, biological process: negative regulation of Wnt signaling pathway. Gene Ontology annotation, cellular component: nucleus. NCBI's taxonomy places the organism in Eukaryota, Metazoa, Chordata, Lepidosauria, Squamata, Lacertidae. The record is from RefSeq and is a predicted model, not a curated record. Bases 42 to 422 code for a protein of 126 amino acids.